This is a messenger RNA of Caenorhabditis remanei, 261 nucleotides long. RefSeq lists its product as uncharacterized. The record is from RefSeq and is a predicted model, not a curated record. Bases 1 to 261 code for a protein of 86 amino acids. NCBI's taxonomy places the organism in Eukaryota, Metazoa, Nematoda, Chromadorea, Rhabditida, Rhabditidae. The transcript has 3 exons.
AUGAAGACCCAAAAUCUUCUCUAUGUUCUUCUCGUGUUGGCUGUAUUCAGCUGUAUUACUAUGGCUGGUUCGGAAAUUAGAGGGCCAUGUAUAGACAGAUUCUGUCGAAUUAUCUGUCGUAACAAUGGAUAUGAAUCUGGUCAUUGCCACCGAUGGGCUAGAGGAUAUAGUGGAUCCCUUGCCUUCUGGCUCGAGUCUUCCGUCUGCUCCGAUGAUGUCAAGGUUGCUCAAUCCGAGGUACCAGACGUAGGUGCGAGUUAG